CCCGUUUUAUCGCUCGGCCGCCGCCCAUUAAACCCUAACUCCUGGGCCCUCCCUGCGAUAGAUUCUGCCUGCAACCCGUCGAGGUGAACAAUUAUUUCACGAAAUGUCUCGAGUUUAUGUUGGGAACUUGGAUUCACGAGUGACUGAAAGAGAUCUAGAAGAUGAAUUUCGAGCAUUUGGUGUACUUCGAAGUGUUUGGGUUGCUCGAAGGCCUCCUGGUUAUGGAUUUGUUGAAUUUGAUGACCGGCGAGAUGCCUUAGAUGCCAUUCGAGAUUUAGAUGGGAAGCACGGGUGGCGUGUGGAGCUUUCUCAUAAUUCCAAGGGUGGCGGUGGUGGUCGUGGUGGAUAUGGACGAGGUGGUGGGGACAUGAAUUGUUACGAAUGUGGUGAACCUGGUCACUUUGCCCGAGAGUGUAGAUUGCGGAUUGGUCCAGGUGGCAUGGGUAGUGGAAGGCGUCGAAGCCCUAGCCCACCUCGCUAUCGGCGGAGCCCUAGCUAUGGUCGUGGAAGUCGCAGUCCACGAGGGAGAAGAUCCCCUCUUCGUCGCAGCUAUUCAUCUCGUAGUCGAUCACCUGCACCUCGCCGUCAAGAUUCUCCUUAUAGUAACAGGAGUCCCGACAGGGAUCGACGCCAUAGUUAUUCACCUCGCCUUGGCAAGAACUGCAGCCGUUCACCAGCAUAUCGUCGUCAAGACUCUCCUUAUGCCAAUGGGGAUGGGCGGAGGAGCCGGAGCAGGAGUAGGAGCAGGAGCUAGAGUACACCAUGUGUCUGAUAAAUCCAACAGAAAUUAUCUAUUUCAAUAUGACCUUGACUGGUUAGACCGUAGAUUCGAUGUCCUACGAUAAUUAGUUGGCUUAAAGUGGUUAAAUGUGGACUCUGGAGCUUUGGAUUCUUCACCUUUUGGUUGGAGCACUCUCCUCAGCUUGCUGGCAUUUGGAGAGGUUAUUUUUCUAGUUCAUUUUCAUGUUUUUGUCUCUAUUUUAAAUCUUGAAAAUCAUACUUGGUUGUGGUAGUAGAUCAAUCAAUGCUUUAAUACAGUCAGAUUAAUGUUUUUUUAUGGCCUUUAA
Messenger RNA from Musa acuminata AAA Group (dessert banana), 1067 nucleotides. Its product is annotated as serine/arginine-rich splicing factor RSZ21A-like. Gene Ontology annotation, molecular function: zinc ion binding; RNA binding. Lineage: Eukaryota; Viridiplantae; Streptophyta; Magnoliopsida; Zingiberales; Musaceae. Gene Ontology annotation, biological process: mRNA splicing, via spliceosome. Bases 104 to 754 code for a protein of 216 amino acids. The record is from RefSeq and is a predicted model, not a curated record. Gene Ontology annotation, cellular component: nuclear speck. The transcript has 7 exons.